GAAUCAUGAGAAUCAUAGUCCUCCAAAACAUCAAAUCCCUCCAGUAGAAGAAGAUGAAGUAGAGUAGUUCCUACACAAAGUGUUCAGAAAUGUGACAGUCUUAAAAUGAGUUGAUAUCUGCCACUGUGGACCCCACUCUCUCAAAUCUUGUAGAAUACAGUACAUUAAAAAUUGCCCACUCACCUACAAUCACAGACGCCACCCCUUCCUACACUUUUCAUCUCUCUCUCUCUCUCUGCACACACUCCCAUGUGCAUUGCUUCAUCAUUUCUUGCUGUCUUAUUUUCCCCAUCAUCAUAGACUUCCAACAAAAACAAAAAACAAGGCUUUUUCAAGAACAUGGGCUUUCACUCUGUGUACUGAAACCCAACCCCUUUGAUUUGGUUUUGUUUAGCUUCAUUUGAUUUUUCUAGUCAUGGAUUCAAGAACCCUUCUUGAUUAUGCUUUGUUUCAGCUCACACCCACUAGAACCAGAUGUGAUCUUGUGAUAUUUGCUGGAGGAAAGAAUGAGAAAUUAGCUUCUGGGCUAGUGGAGCCCUUCAUUUCUCACCUUCAAGCUGCUAAAGAUCAGAUUCCGAAAGGUGGGUAUUCAAUUACUCUUCGUCCACCCAACGCUCAUGCUUCCUGGUUUACCAAAGCAACUUUUCAGAGAGUUGUUCGCUUUAUAAGCACACCGGAAAUUCUUGAGAGGUUCGUUCGUAUAGAGCGUGAAAUUGUUCAGAUUGAGGGUUCCAUUCGAUCUAAUGAAUUGUCGACCACAGAUGCAGCUGUAAAUUCUGGAGAAGUAGGUUCUUUGUCAGCUGCUAAUGAUGUAACAAAAGGAUCACCAGAUCCCUCUAAGGUCAAAGGCGAGACUGGUAAAAAAGAUGUACCAGAAGAUGAGAAUUCAAAGAUUUGCCUUCAACGUACCUUGGAGACUCGGAAAGUCUUGCUUCGGAAAGAACAAGCCAUGGCUUAUGCUCGUGCCCUUGUGGCAGGAUUUGACAUGGUUAAUAAUGACGAUCUCAUGUUAUUUUCUGAUGCCUUUGGAGCCAAACGUUUGAGGGAAGCAUGUCUUGAGUUCAAGGACCUGUGCAAGAAGAAGCUGACAGAUACUCUUUGGAUGGAUGAGUUGGCUGCUAUGGCAGCAUGUCCGCCGUCAGAACUACCAUAUCUGGGAACAUCUGGGAUUAUACUUACAUCUGAAGGGAAUAACACUGAUGGUGAGCUUCCUGUGGCUGACCAGACACCAUCCACUCCAGCCAAAGUUCAAGUGCAUCUGCCUUGGCAAAACCAGAUUCCUCCCUAUAUGUAUAAUUAUCAGAACUCUGUUCAAGGUUUUCCUUAUCCUGGUAUGCAGCCUGUACCUCCAUAUUAUCCAGGGCACAUGCAAUGGUCUCCAAAUAUGGAUGAUUCUGGUCAUCGACAUCGGCGGAGGUCUUCUUCAAGAAAGAAAGGAAAAUCCUCUGAAACUUCAUCGGAAGAAGAACAGGUGGCAUCUGGUGACUCUGACGAUGGGACUGAGCCAGAUGCUGUUAAGAAGCAUGACGGAGAGCAUUCUUCUGGGGAGAAACCAAUUACUAGAAAACACAGGAAGAAAUCCUCAAAGACUGUUGUCAUCCGGAAUAUCAACUACAUCACAUCCGACAAAAGGAAUGGAGAAAAGGGUGGCGAUUCGGAAGACGAUUCAUCAGUCAAUGGUGAGCUGAUUGACGAAGAAUACCUUAGACAGAAGGUACAGGAUGCAGUUGGAUCUCUGGAGAAACAUCGCAAGUCCCGUGCAAAUAAAAACAAAGGUACAGAUCAGCAUAACAUUGAAAAUGGAAUGGAUGAUUUCACUAACGGUGAUUCGGAAAAUGUUCAAUCUUCUGGAGGAAAACAUAGUGCGUGGGAUGCUCUGCAGAAUCUUUUGAUGAGGGAAGAUGAGUCAGCAUAUAUAGGAAAUAAAGAGGAACACUUUGGAAAUAGCAACACGAUAGACUUGGGAAACGAGAAAAGUGCAAUGCGAAAAAAAACAACUGCAAAUGAUUCCUUUGUUGUAUCUAAUAGAGCUGAAGGAAAUAUAGGUAGAGGUGAUUCGGAAGAUUUUGCAAAUGCUGAGAAUAUGCGCUCGUUGAUGAGCAGAGGGGAAACUGUAGAUGCACAGUUGUUGGUUUCAAGAAACUUGGAUGGUUCUGGCCAGAGAACUGUGUCUGAUUUUAUCACAGAACCUUCCACAAUUAAAAAAGCAAGCGGAGAUGAUUGGUUUGUGAUGAACCAGUCUACAAUAUCAGAAAACCAGGGGCAGAGAACAGGGCAAACCAUUUUUGAUGGCGAUUAUGCUUUGUCAACUGAUAAAGAGAAGAGCAAAACUGUGCCAGCCAUUGAUGAUUCUUUCAUGGUACAAACACGUACAUCAGCUGAUGAAAAUUCUCAGUGGAGAACGGACAUAAGCAUGAUGGAAGGGUCAAAUGUAGUUCCCCAGUCUGAAACUAAUAACCAGGAUGUUUCACAUGCCAAGUCUGUGUCGAAUUCGUUUGAACCUGAUGACUUUUGUGUAAUGGUUGGACGAGACUCUGGACUGUCUCCUGGAGCAUCUUGGGCUCCAGAAAUGGAUUAUGAAACUGAAAUUUCUUUCACUAAAGCUGAUAAAAAGUCUGCUCCAGUUGAGUUGACUAAUGAUGAACCAAAGCCUCCAGCCAGUGGUAAAAAGACAAUCAGCAAGAAACCUGUAGGCCCUGGAACUAAAAGUCUGGGAAGAGAAACAAGGUCUAGCAUUUUGCGUGGAUCUCUUGCAACAAGCAGAUCAGAUAUUUUGUCUAAAAGCAAAAGCAGGCCAAUGAUAAACAAGAGCAAAUUGGAGAAGGAAGAAGAGAUCCGAAAGAGAAUGGAAGAUCUAGUGAUUGAACGCCAAAAGAGAAUUGCUGAAAGAAGUGCAGCUAGUCCUGCAGCAUCAAAGAGGAUCCCAGCUGGAACUAAAAAGACAUCUGUCAGUUCAGUCAAAGACCAGAAGGGAGGAUCUGAUUUGUCAAAAUCUUCCCAACUUAAAAAGAACAAAAUCUGAGGAUACAAACAUAGGGCACUUGCAUGAUCGAGGAGAAAUCACAGCUACACCUACUUGAAAGUAAUUUGAGGAAUAUUCAGAAAAUGUUGGCCAUCGGCUACAUGGUAAUGUCAGCGUUUGUUUUUGAGGUGGUUGAAGCGCUUUUAAGCCUAAUUAAUUUAAAGAGUUUGUACGUUUUGAAGAAGCUAGCUUGAAGCUUGCAGCACAUAGCCAUUUUUUUUAAAUAAAUAUUUAGACGAUAUAUUGUUGUGGUGGUUUGUAGAUAGUGUAAAGAUUUCUUAUAAUUUGGCUAUUGUAUAAUUAUUAAUAAAGUUUUCGAUGUAUGAUUGUUGCAUGAGAACGGUAAACUCGUUACCUUUGCUGUAGAGAUUUGUUCCAACCCUGUGCAGAAUUUGAGAUUAUUUCUUUGUAUGUAUUUGAUGCGUGUACAUUUU
Messenger RNA from Daucus carota subsp. sativus, 3456 nucleotides. RefSeq names its product COP1-interacting protein 7. The transcript has 10 exons. NCBI's taxonomy places the organism in Eukaryota, Viridiplantae, Streptophyta, Magnoliopsida, Apiales, Apiaceae. The coding region runs from base 416 to 3022 and encodes 868 amino acids. The record is from RefSeq and is a predicted model, not a curated record.